Molecule: messenger RNA, 2420 nt
Organism: Prunus persica (peach)
Lineage: Eukaryota; Viridiplantae; Streptophyta; Magnoliopsida; Rosales; Rosaceae
Product: DNA topoisomerase 6 subunit B
Exons: 20
Coding region: 184-2262 (692 amino acids)
Biological process (GO): DNA topological change
Cellular component (GO): cytosol; small ribosomal subunit
Molecular function (GO): DNA binding; DNA topoisomerase type II (double strand cut, ATP-hydrolyzing) activity; ATP binding
Source: RefSeq, a predicted model, not a curated record
CGACUGUCUAACCCUGUCCCCAAUCUACACCGUCCAUUUUCAUCACAUCUCAAUUCUUGUCUCUCAGUGAUUUUCUUUUUUCUUUUUUUCGGUCGGUUCCAUUUUAUCCAAAAAAAGGAAAAACAUAGCCCGCCGUCAAACGGCUAUGCAGGAUUCUUGGGUGCAAAUUUUAUUGGGUUGAGGAUGGAACCUGGAGGUAGCAGUAAGAGCCAAACAGAGCCUAAGAAACGCCAAUCAAAGACACCCAGAAAGCCCAAAGAUAGUGUUCUUGAGCAGAAAUCACCAGCUGAGUUCUUUGCGGAGAAUAAAAACAUUGCUGGUUUUGAUAAUCCAGGAAAAUGUCUUUACACUACUGUAAGGGAACUCGUCGAGAACUCACUUGAUUCCACGGAGUCCAUAUCUGAGCUUCCUGUGAUAGAAAUAACGAUUGAAGAUAUUGAGAAAAGCAAGUUCAAUUCUAUGAUUGGUCUUAUUGAUCGUGACCGUGUUGACGAGGCACUAUACGAUGAUUAUGAAACAGCUAAGGCUCGUGAGAAACGAUUAGCAAAGGAAGCUCGUGCUCAAGAAAUACAAGCGAAAAAUGCUUCCGUCGGAAAGAAAGUCAAAGAGCCUCCAGCUUCAAAGACCAUGAAGAGCCGAGGUGAGGCUUCAUUUUACAAGGUUACAUGCAAGGAUAAUGGAAAAGGAAUGCCACAUGAUGACAUUCCAAAUAUGUUUGGACGAGUGUUAUCUGGGACAAAAUAUGGCUUGAAGCAGACACGUGGGAAGUUUGGUCUAGGUGCAAAGAUGGCAUUAAUUUGGUCAAAGAUGAGUACAGGGCUUCCUAUAGAGAUCUCGUCAUCUAUGAAGAGUCAAAAUUAUAUUUCAUUUUGCAGGCUGGAUAUAGAUAUUCAUCGGAACAUUCCUCAUGUCCACUUACAUGAAAAGCAAGAUAACAAGGACCAGUGGCAUGGAGCUGAGAUCCAAGUUGUUAUUGAAGGAAAUUGGACAACUUACCGUUCGAAGAUAUUGCAUUACAUGCGACAAAUGGCUGUUAUCACUCCUUAUGCUGAGUUUCUUUUUAAAUUUGUAUCAGAUGCAUCUGAUAAAAAUGUCACCAUAAGGUUUGCACGGAGAACAGAUGUAAUGCCUCCAGUGCCUCUUGAGACAAAGCACCAUCCAUCGUCUGUUGACUUAUUGCUUAUAAAGCGGCUCAUUGAAGAAACUCCAAAGCAAAACCUUUUACAGUUUCUUCAGCAUGAAUUUGUUAAUAUACGAAAAGCCUAUGCUGAACGACUAAUUGGGGAAUUGGGUCCUGAGUUCAGUCCAAAGAUGCCUAUUAAAUCUAUAACUUCUCAGCAAAUUGUUCGCAUCCAUCAGUUAUUUCGUCAAGCUAAAUUUGAUGAUCCUAGUGGUGAUUGUCUGAGUCCUGCAGGGGAAUACAAUCUUCGUCUAGGAAUUAUAAAGGAGCUGCAUCCAGACAUGGUCGCGACUUAUUCUGGAAGUGCUAGAGUUUUUGAAGGCCACCCAUUUAUUGUGGAAGCUGGUGUCAGUGUGGGUGGAAAAGAUGUCAAGCAAGGUUUGAAUAUUUUCCGAUUUGCAAACCGAAUUCCACUUCUUUUCGAGCAAGGUGCUGAUGUUGUCACCAGGACCGCUCUUAAGAGAAUCAAUUGGAGUGGUUACAAGAUCAACCAAACUCAGGAUAAAAUUGGUGUCUUUGUGAGCAUUGUAAGCACCAAAAUACCCUUUAAAGGAACCGGGAAGGAGUAUAUUGGAGAUGAUAUAACUGAAAUAGCUUCAGCUGUCAAGUCUGCCAUUCAACAGUGUUGCAUCCAGCUAAAAACCAAGAUAGUGAAGAAAAUCCAAGCUCGUGAACAGCAGGAGAGAAAGCGAAGUUUGAGCAUGUAUGCCGAUAAUGCUGCUACUGCUGCAUAUAAUGUGUUGGAGGCAAUGGAAAAAUCACAGGCAUCAAAGAAGCAACGUUAUGAGGUUAAGGAUGCAGAAAUGCAUAAGGAAAUAUUAACACAUAGUACAGUUAGGAAAGAAACGCUCCGGGAAUUAUAUGAGGAAAUAUCAGCUGGUGCAAUUACAAAAGAAAUGCUCAGGGAAAAGCUUCUACAACAUGUUGAGCAGGUGGACUAUGAAAUGGCAUUAGAGUAUGCUACACAUAGCGGAGUGAGUGAGGAACCCAGAGAAGCCAUAUUUAUACAGUCAUUAGAAGCUGCAGAAGAUAACUUUAUGGACUUGCAUAGUCCCGCAUUUGUCUUUCGGCUCUUCUGCUAGGAAUUUGUUGGAGGAUAUUAAAGAUCUUCAAAUUCAUGUCUCACUGCAGCUGUGUAAUGAAAAUCUUGAUGUUGCUGUUCAAUUCAAUUUAUUCCAAGUUUGUUUCAAAAUAUCUUCUUUAAAUCUAACAAUUCAUAAGGCAUCUUUUGAUCUACUUC